AUCAGCCGAAGCGCGUCCAUUACGCAUUACCGAACCCGGUCAUCCUCAAUCGUAGUAGAUUUCGAGGAACGGAGAUGAGCAGCAAUCGUGGUAAAUUAGCACCAGAAGUGAACCGAGCUCUGUUCGUAAAGAACUUGAGCUACAACGUAACUCCCGAGGAGUUGUUCGACCUGUUCGGAAAAUUCGGCCCAAUCCGACAGGUUCGACAGGGCAUUGCCAACAACACGAAGGGCACCGCAUUCGUUGUCUAUGAAGACGUCAUGGAUGCCAAGCAGGCUUGCGACAAGCUGAACGGUUUCAACUUCCAGAACCGUUACCUUGUCGUCCUGUACCACCAGCCAGAGAAGAUGCUCAACCGCACGAAAGAGGACCUCGAGGCGCGCCGCGAGUCUUUAGCUCAGCUCAAGAAGCAGCACGGUAUCGAUUGACAAUCCGACGGGUCUGCUGCACGCCUCCAGACCGCCACCCAUGCGUCUGCAGGCCCGUCUUCCAUGUCUUCACCCAAGACUUCCGCCGCCGCCGCCGCCGCGGCUUCCCCUUCUUCCAAGACGGCCCACCGUCACGACAAGCUCGGCGUUGCCGGGCACGUACGCCGGGCCGUCGUCCGCUUCGCCGACGGAGGUCGAUCCAACGCCCUCCAGCCACAGACAUGUGCGUAAAAAGGAGACGGCGCCUGUAACAACACACGCCGCCGGGG
This is a messenger RNA of Verticillium dahliae VdLs.17, 697 nucleotides long. Its product is annotated as pre-mRNA branch site protein p14. Gene Ontology annotation, cellular component: ribonucleoprotein complex; cytoplasm; nucleus. NCBI's taxonomy places the organism in Eukaryota, Fungi, Ascomycota, Sordariomycetes, Glomerellales, Plectosphaerellaceae. The coding region runs from base 75 to 428 and encodes 117 amino acids. The record is from RefSeq and is a predicted model, not a curated record. The transcript has 5 exons. Gene Ontology annotation, molecular function: mRNA binding.